Sphaeramia orbicularis (orbiculate cardinalfish) is the source of this 3174-nucleotide messenger RNA. RefSeq names its product antizyme inhibitor 1b (gene azin1b). Gene Ontology annotation, molecular function: ornithine decarboxylase activity; ornithine decarboxylase activator activity. Gene Ontology annotation, biological process: positive regulation of polyamine transmembrane transport; negative regulation of protein catabolic process. Bases 427 to 1734 code for a protein of 435 amino acids. Gene Ontology annotation, cellular component: cytoplasm. The transcript is spliced from 11 exons. NCBI's taxonomy places the organism in Eukaryota, Metazoa, Chordata, Actinopteri, Kurtiformes, Apogonidae. The record is from RefSeq and is a predicted model, not a curated record.
CCUUCAGCCCCAGUUCUCCACCCACCCGCCGACAGAGAAGACCUGUUAGGAGCCGCCAAUCCUUCAUCUAAACAUAUGGCAAAAACAGCCUUCUUUCUUUCUUAUAUCAUUGUGCCCACUACUCUUUAAAAAUUCCGCCGAAAAAGAGAAGACGAUUUUCCAAAACAUUUUGGCCGUUAUCUCACGGCUCCCCCGUCUCUGCACAGGUGUAUGAUCGCUACCCAGAGGGCCUAGGGGCGGCUCUGUACCGGGAGCACUUUGACUUCAACGCUGAGCCACCUUGGGAUCCUAGCUGAUAGCGGGACAAGUCCAUCUCCCGACUUGUCCAUUUUGUUGCAUACCGGCAGGACCCCAUUGGCUCAGUCGUGACCCCUUGACUUGGUUAUCUGUUCUUUAUGAUUGCUGGAUUAGCGGAAUACGGUCAAGAUGAAAGGACUCGCUGACAAACCUAGCUACAUCAUUGAACUUAUGGAGGGAGGAGUGACCCUUGAAGAUAUUAUCGAUGGUCACAUUUAUGAGCAGACUCUGGUGGAGAAGAACGCAUUUGUGGUGGGGGAUCUUGGUGCCCUCAUGCGACAACAUGUGUGCUGGCAGAGCUUGGUGCCACAUCUACAGCCAUACUACCCAGUCAAAUGCAACAGCAGCCCUGUAGUCAUUGAAGUAUUAGCCUCUCUGGGCCUUGGCUUUGUCUGUGCCAACAAGGCUGAAGUGAGUUUGGUGCUGGAGCAUGGCGUACCACCAGAAAACAUCAUUCUGUCUGGUGUUUGCAAGCAGCUGGCACUUAUCAAGCAUGCAGCCAAGAACAACAUCCAGCAACUUGUGUGUGAAAAUGAGGCGGAGUUGUCCAAGAUUUCUCGUCUGCAUCCUGGUGCAAAGUUGCUGCUGCAGUUGACCACUGAAGCCCAUGCUGCUGAGACCAGCAUGGCCUUCGGCUCCUCUCUGAAGAGCUGUCGACACCUACUGGAAGCAGCCAAGGAGCUGGGAAUCCAGGUGGUGGGGGUGACAUUUCACAUCCCUAGCUCCUGCCAAGACCUGCCACAGGCUUAUACCCAUGCACUGUCUGAUGCUCGCUGUGUGUUUGACAUGGGGGUGGAGCUGGGAUUCAACAUGAACAUUCUGGACAUUGGAGGCGGUUUCACUGGCUCAGAGUUUCAGCUCAAACAGGUUGAGUCUGCAGUCAGGCCUCUGCUGGAUACAUACUUCCCCCCACUAUCUGGUGUGCAAGUGCUGGCCCAGCCUGGUAGCUUCUAUGUGGCUUCUGCUUUCAACCUGGCUGUAAAUGUCAUCGGCAAAAAGGUGGUGACCCGCCACUGGGAUAGCCUAGCUCAAGAUGAGAACAAUGAGAAUGCAGAGUUCCUGUACUACAUGAAUGAGGGUGUUUAUGGUCCAUUCAACCUCAAGCUACUUGGAAACUCCAUCGCUGCCCCAUCAGUGCAUAAGCAUGCAUUGUGUGCUGAAGAGGCAGUGUAUCCCAGCAGCCUCUGGGGCCCAUCUUUGGACCAGCUCGAUCAGGUGGUGGAGCGCUGCCUGCUACCAGAGCUCACUGUGGGAGACUGGCUUCUCUUCUCCAACAUGGGAGCAUCAGGUCUGGAGGAGUGCAGCUGCCUCUCGGGCUCAUCCCAGCUGCCCGUGUACUACACCGUCUCCACCUCUGACUGGUACGAAAUGUUGGAAGCCGGCGUGGUGUUGGACAGCACCAUGAAGAACUUCGACAUGGUGCAGUACAAUGCAUAAACUCCCGUUUGCCCCAGCCCAGGAUGAUGUUGCACAGACCCUCCUCAACCAGAGUGAGGUCAGAGUGGUAUUAUGGGACAAGCAGCUUCAUGUGGUCAACAUUCCAACCACCUUGGAAAGUGUCGUGUCAUAUUAUUUCCUCUAGGAAUUGGACUUUUUUUUUUUUUUUUUACCUCUGAAAAUAGGAAAUUGUUGGCUUAUAGCUAAUGAUUCUUACCUCAAAUGAUUUAAAAAAGGUAUCUGGAAGAUAAUCUUCUCAUGUUUGCUCCUCUCUCUAAUUGACCUAAAGAAAAACAAAACCUGUCAGCUUAAAAAAACUCCAGCCCAAGCUUGAAUGACAUUAUGCAACAAAAUGGAUGACUCUUUGGAGAUGGGACCCCCAGCCUUUUUGGGGUGGUUGUUUCCUAACUAAAAUCCAGUUUACAAAUGCACAAUUAAUUUAAAUCAUGUUCUCUAUUGAUUACCUGUCAACAGUCUUGUAAAUCGUGUGUCUCUUGAACACAUCAGUUUUGUCUGUAUAUGAUUUUUGAGGCGUUUGAAGGAGUCAGUGCCUUGUGUAGACUCUACUUCAAACACCACAUAAUUUAAAUGAAAUUAUGACAAUGGCGUAACCUAUUAUUGCAGUUCACCUCAUUACAUUUUAUUUAUUGGAUUCAGAUAGUACUGGGGCAUGUUAAAAGCUCCAACUUUAAGUGUAUUUUUGCCCAGGUAUUAUGCAGUGACCCAUCAACAGUGUUUUUCUGACAAGAUAUUGAUGUGUUUUUUUAACGCUACAUGGAUUUAAGUGUGCUGUGAUUUACCAUUUGUGACCUCAGUCAUUUUCCCUUACUUGUAAGGCAUGAAGGAUCUGCUAUGGGAUAAUUUAUCAACACUGAGAUGUGGCUUUGGUGUAUAGAAAUCUACAUUCACAUUUAGAAAGGCACUCCUGGCCUCUAAUAGAGAGAGGUGAAUCAGGUUUACGAUGCACAAAAUCUUUUGUAGGUUAAACAAAUACUGUGACAUUUCACAAUGCAGCCCUGGUUUCUCAGAUCUGUCAGAUUAGGGGUUAUUCCUCGUCCUCCUACGAUCUGAAAAACCAGCAAACGACCCUAUCCUGAAGAGUGCUCAAGCAUAUAUGAUCAGUAUCUGAAGUCAAACACAAGUUAGUUGUACAUGACCUCUCUGGGGCAGUGCAAAUAUUAAAAUGUUUCCCUCAUGCCUUUCUAUUGUUAUGAGGGCCAUAAUGCACAGUCUCUUGUACAGCUAAAUGUCUAAUAUUAUAAAAGAUGACCUGACUUAACCAUCAGUUUUUAAAGAAUCCUGUCCUUGUGUUACAAAUUACUGAUGUAUUAAUUACUUGCUGUCUAAGGCACUAAUGGACCAUAGCCCAUUUUUUGACUGUAAAUUGUGCUUGUUAAAGUAAUGAAAGUGAUUAAUUUAAUACAUUUCUGACUGAAAUCA